GCAGUUGUCAUGGUUCCCGAAGAUGCGAAAGAAGAUUAGUCUGGAUAGCAGCCUUGUGCUGUGUUUGCUAAUCCGGAAACAUGGAAAAAACAGUGAAAUGCUGCUAACUAGCUAAUUUAUAGAAAAUGCUUUAUUGGCUUGUGAUACAUGGCGUCAUGAUCGUACGAAAAUUAGAAGAGACUAAAUUCGAUUUUUAUUCUUUGCUACGAAAACUUGUGGGUAGCGUUGCUAAUUUUGCUAUCUACUUAGCAUAGCUAGCUAUCAACUGCAAGAGUGGGAGGGAAGAAAACAUGUAUCACAAGGAUAAAAGCAUCCAGAUCAAGAGCAGUGCCUCUGCUCUGUACAACAAUCUGAGUGUGCUCCGCAUUGCCCCUCGCUGCCUCACCUACUUCACCGUGGUGCAUGCCAAUGUGGUCAACAUGGUCAGUGCCUCCUGGGAUGGCCUCAACUUUUCCCAUCGCCAGCUGCAGUCUAAAGAGGGCAGCAUUGCUUCUAGUUCUUCACUCAUCAUGCAGGCAUCGUGGUGCGUUCUUCCUUCCCGUGAGCUGCUAGUUCUCACUUCUCAAAAGGGAAUUCAGAUGUAUGAGUCAGAUGGAUCCAUCAUGGUGUACUGGCAUGCCCUAGAUACACCUGAGGCACCAACAGCUCAGGCUGUGUUUGCUCGGGGAAUCGCUGCUGUACAGGAAAACUUUAUCUGUGUCGGAGUAUCAACCGGCUUCAUACUGGUGUUUGACAUUCCCAGCAAAGGGAGCAACAUUAUGCUGUCAGAAGUGUUGGAGGAGCAUAGGGAGUCCAUUACAGAUAUGGCGUCGGAAUGUUCCGGGAGUCUGGAUAGUGUUGCUGACCUGGUCACGGCGGACGACUCAGGCACGCUCUGUGUGUGGAAGUCUGGAGAAGACUUCCAGCUGCUCAACAAGAUCCCAGGUUUUGAUGUCUGCUGUUCUUCGGUGAAGUUGUGGAAAGGCACUGUGGUGGCUGGGUACGGCUCAGGCCAGAUCCGCAUCUACGAGGCUGUCACUGGGAUAGUGCGUGCUGAGGUCAACGCACAUGCCCGCUGGAUCUACUCCCUCGAUAUUGCGCCCUCCUCUGGCCUACUGCUCUCUGCUGCUGAGGAUUCUCUGGUGCAAGUCUGGCACCUAACCACCAUCCCAGAGGCCAACAGUGUGGAGAUCCAGCACCUCUACAGCGAGUGUGUCACUGACACCCAGAUCUGUGGAGCUAAAUUCUGCGAUGGGGAAGGAUAUGCCUUCGCUGUGACCGGCUAUGACCUAAGUGAGAUUAUCCGCUACACUCAAGAAUAGGUGUUACACCACUGAGGUCAUCUACAAGAAACAGACACGUCUGGCAAGACUAUGUAUUAAUUUUCCUGUACGGUGUCUGGCCAGAGAAAAGGAGUAUAAACGCCCAGUCUGUCAUAUGUGUUGGUGUUCCAACUGAUAGUUAUACUCAAGGCAAUCAGAGAUUGACUGGUGUAGCCACAUUAUUUGACAUUACUUGAGGAAAAAUGCUAAAAGAAUAUAAAAAAUGUAGAUAACUCAUGGUGGGUUAAUGCUUGGUUUUAAACAGGAUGGCAGAUGUCCUGUUUCAUGUGAUAACCUGCUGGGUUCUCACAUGCACACAAAACCUCAUGCACUGGCUGUAAUUUCACAUAGAUCCACCAUCAGCUUAAAAUCAUCCUGCAGCAUCCCUGUGGCUAAAAUAAGCUUAUUUAUUAUACAGGUGUUUAGAGGAUUGUGUAGCCUGUGUAUGCUUGUUUGAACUAAAAAUAAAUAAAUAAAUAUCUAUGUUUGUGUGUGUGUGUGUGUGUGUGUGUGUGUGUGUGUGUGUGUGUGUGUGUGAUAUAUGAUAUAUAUUACUGCUAUAUUAUCUAAGUUGCUCAUUUAAAUGUCGGUGCAUUGUUAUGAUCACAACCUUACAUGUAUUUCUCAAAGGUUUGUAUUUGUUUAAUAUGUAAAAUGAAUUUUACAUUUAUUUCAUUUUGACUCUGUUCUAUUGUUUUACGAAUCAAGUACAGUUUUGUAGAAUGAAUAUUGUGUCUGCUGAGUGAAUACAAUUCUUAUGUUUUCCAGCAGGUGGAGCUUUUGCCACCAUAAUAUGAAUUUAAGUGUGUCAUGUAAAGUUCAGCUGUUUUGGUAGGAAUCCAUUUUCAGUCAUACUGAGUUCUAAUUUCAGUAAAAUCAGAGACCAUUUAUAGAGGUCCGGAUUAUUAUGUUGUGACUGAGAAGAUGAAUAUUUAUUGAUUAAUUGUAUCCAGUUUCAGUGUAAUAAUAAUCAUAAUUAUUA
Messenger RNA from Brienomyrus brachyistius, 2283 nucleotides. It is a transcript of the gene wdr54, whose product is annotated as WD repeat domain 54. The transcript has 10 exons. Gene Ontology annotation, biological process: sperm axoneme assembly; cilium-dependent cell motility; cilium assembly. Gene Ontology annotation, molecular function: protein binding. The coding region runs from base 291 to 1301 and encodes 336 amino acids. Lineage: Eukaryota; Metazoa; Chordata; Actinopteri; Osteoglossiformes; Mormyridae. The record is from RefSeq and is a predicted model, not a curated record.